Messenger RNA from Thecamonas trahens ATCC 50062, 3243 nucleotides. RefSeq names its product N-acetyltransferase. Gene Ontology annotation, molecular function: ATP binding; tRNA binding; 18S rRNA cytidine N-acetyltransferase activity. Bases 36 to 3227 code for a protein of 1063 amino acids. Gene Ontology annotation, biological process: rRNA acetylation involved in maturation of SSU-rRNA. NCBI's taxonomy places the organism in Eukaryota, Apusomonadida, Apusomonadidae. The record is from RefSeq and is a predicted model, not a curated record. The transcript has 2 exons. Gene Ontology annotation, cellular component: 90S preribosome; nucleolus.
GGCGGCAAGUUGUCUCUAGCCGGCGCCAGGUGACCAUGCCGCUGAAGAAGAUCGACUCGCGGAUCCGGACGCUCAUCGAGAAUGGAGUGUACAAGGGCCACCGGUCGAUGUUUGUAGUGGUGGGCGACAAGAACCGCAACCAGAUUGUUAACCUCCACUACAUCCUGUCCAAGUGCUCGGUCAAGACGCGGCGCAAGGUGCUGUGGUGCUACAAGAAGGACCUGGGCUUCUCCUCGAACCGACGCAAGCGCAUGCGAGAGAUUAAGCGCAAGAUCAAGCAGGGCACCCUCGAUCCCGAGGCGACUGAUCCCUUUGAGCUUUUCAUCUCGUCCAACGACAUCCGCUUCUGCUACUACAAGGAGACGACCAAGACCCUGGGUAACACCUACGGCAUGCUCGUCCUGCAGGACUUUGAGGCCCUCACCCCCAACAUCCUCGCCCGCACCAUCGAGACCGUCGAGGGCGGUGGCCUGGUCAUCAUGCUCCUCAAGAACAUGGCCUCACUCUCGUCGCUCUACUCGAUGACCAUGGACGUCCACUCGCGCUACCGGACCGAAGCGUACUCUCAGGUUGUCCCGCGGUUUAACGAGCGGUUCAUUCUCUCGCUCGCCUCGUGCCCGAUGACCCUUGUGGUCGACGAGGAGCUCAACGUCCUGCCCAUCUCCUCGCACAUCCGCAACAUCAAGUCGCUGAAGGAGGAGGCGUUGGCCGAAGCGCGCAAAAACGGCAUGCUUGGCAAGCAUGAAGACGACACGGCGCUUGCGCUCUCGAUCCAGGAGUCUGCCGCUGCCCGCGAGCUCAAGGAGGUCAAGAUCUCGCUCGCCGAGGAGCAGCCUGUUGGCGCGCUGGUGGAGACGGCGCGGACGCUCGACCAGGCCCGCGCCCUGCUUGUCUUUGUCGAGGCCAUUUCCGAGAAGACGCUCCGGUCGACAGUGACACUGACCGCGGCCCGUGGCCGCGGUAAGUCUGCUGCGCUCGGCCUCGCCAUUGCGGCAGCGAUUGGCUACGGGUACUCGAACAUCUUUGUCACCUCGCCGUCGCCCGAGAACUUGACCACACUCUUUGAGUUUGUUGUUCUCGGACUCAAGGCGCUCGGCUUUGAGGAGACGGCCGACUUUAACGUGGUGGCGUCCAAGAUGGACGACGAGUCGUACGCCGCGGUGACGCGGAUCAACGUUUUCCGCGACCACCGCCAGACCGUCCAGUACAUUCUUCCGCAGGACUCGGACAAGCUUGGGCAGGCCGAGCUGGUGGUCAUUGAUGAGGCUGCCGCCAUCCCCAUCCAGCACGUCAAGGCGCUGCUCGGAAACUACCUCGUCUUCCUCGCCUCGACCGUCAACGGCUAUGAGGGAACCGGGCGCUCGCUCUCGCUCAAGCUCAUCAAGAAGCUGCGCGAGCAGGCCGCAGGCCUCGCCGCCGGCUCGUCGGCCACCGAGGGCAACGAGGGCAUGGCGCUGGGGCGGGCCCUCCGCGAGAUCACCCUCAAGGAGCCGAUUCGGUACGGCGAGGACGACGCCGUCGAGUCGUGGCUCCACAGCCUCCUCUGCCUUGACGUCAAGCCGAUUCCGCGGCUCGGCGCGCGGACGCCGCACCCGUCCGAGUGCGAGCUGUACUGCGUCGACCGCGACGCGCUUUUCUCGUACCACGCCGGCUCGGAGGCCUUUCUGCAGCGUAUGAUGGCGCUCUAUGUGGCUUCGCACUACAAGAACACGCCGAACGACCUGCAGCUCAUGUCGGACGCGCCAGCGCACCGGCUCUUUGUCCUCCUCCCGCCGGUCGACCCGUCGUCGCCCGAGCUCCCCGAGGUCCUCGCCGUCAUCCAGGUCUGUCUCGAAGGCCGCAUCUCGCGGGCGUCGGUCAUGUCGUCGCUCGCCCGCGGCAAGCGCGGCUCCGGCGACCUCAUCCCGUGGACCGUGGCGCAGCAGUUCCAGGACAAUGACUUUGCCUCGCUCUCGGGCGCCCGCGUCGUCCGCAUCGCUACCCAUCCCGAGUACACGCGCAUGGGCUACGGCUCGCGCGCGCUCGAGCUCCUCACCGAGUACUACACCGGAAACCUCUCGACGCUUGCUCCCUUUGAUCCGACCGCCGGCGACGAGGCGCAGAAUGGAGGCCGGGGAAGCUCGUCGACCACGUCGCUGCUGAAGGAAAAGGUCAAGCCGCGGAAGGACGUCCCGCCGCUGCUGGUUCCGGUCUCGCAGCGCGCGCCGGAGCGGCUCGACUACGUCGGUGUCUCGUACGGCAUGACCCAAGGCCUGUUCAACUUUUGGAAGCGCGGCGCGUUUGUGCCGGUUUACGUCCGUCAGACCGCCAACGAGAUGACCGGCGAGCACACGUGCAUCAUGCUCCGCCCGCUCCCGUCGGCCGCCGGCGGCUCGUCCGUCGCCGACAACUGGAUCCAGCAGUACUUUCUUGACUUUCGGGCUCGCUUCUUUGAGCUCCUCUCGUUCAACUUUAAGACGCUCCCGCCGGCACUCGCUCUCUCGGUCCUCUCGCCGCCGCGGACGCUCGACCUCGACGGUCUCAUUCCUCCGCUCGGCUACAGCGAGCUCCUUGUCCACUUUUCCGAGCACGACCUCAAGCGCCUGCAGGUCUACGCCCUCUCGCUCGUCGACUACCAUGUGGUCAUGGACCUCAUCGCCAAGAUUGCGCGUCUCUACUUUCUCGACCGCAUCCCAGACGCCAAGCUCCGCGUGACGCAGGCGGCCAUCCUCCUUGCUGUCGGCGCUCAGCACCACACCGUCGACGAGGUCGUGGCCCAGCUGAAGCGCCCGUCGGCGCAGAUCCUUGCCCUCUUUGCGCAGGGCAUUAAGGCUCUUGAAAAGGCCCUGCGUGCCAUUCAGGAGGCCCACGUCGCCGAGGAGCUGCCCUCGGCCACUGCCAAGUACGCUGACACCACCGCCGCCAUGGACGUCGGCCAGAGCUCCGAGCGCGUCGCUGAGCUCCUCCGCGACGAGUCGCUCGCGCAGUACACCAUCGCCGGGCGCAACGAAGAUUGGGAUGAGGCACUCGGUGCCGCCGCCGGCACCGGCGCCGUCCCCUCCUCGGUCUCCAUCGCCUCCACCCGCAAGCGCAAGCGCGACGCCGCCCCUUCGUCGGCCAAGAAGGCUUCGGUCGACAUCGGCACCAUGGAGCGCGAGGCCAAGCGGACGAAGGCCGCCAAGGCUGCGGAGCGCUCCAAGCGCGCCAAGCGCGGUCGCUCCAAGGGCCGUAAGAAGGCAGGGAAGUAAAGCUCUCAUUUACGCA